UGCCAGUUUGCCAUCCUAUCAAGCACCAAACUUUAGGCCCUACCCUACUACUUGCAUAUCUUUGCUUUCCUUUCUCUCUCUCUCUCUCUCUCUCUCUCUUCUCUUUCAAGCCCUUCUCAAUUCUCUCUCUCUGAAGCAUUCCUUCUCAUCCUCUUCUCUCUCUAGGUUGAAUUCAAUGGCUACAGAAGGAAAGCCAGAAGCAAAAACUGAACCAAAACCAACAGAAACUAAUAAAGAAACAGUAGCAGCAGAAGAAAAUCAAGAACCACCUCUCAAGUACAAGACAUGGGUCUUGAAAGUGUCAAUCCAUUGUGAAGGCUGCAAAAGGAAAGUGAAGAAAAUCUUAACAAACAUUGAUGGUGUUUACGCUACAGAAAUUGAUUUAAGACAACAAAAGGUGACAGUAAUUGGAAAUGUAGACGGAGGAACUUUGAUCAAGAAGCUAGUAAAGGCAGGGAAACAUGCAGAGCUAUGGCCUGAAAAAGCUGACAGCAAAGAGAAAAAGAAAGGAAAAUCAAAGAACAAAAAUAAAGAUAAAAAAGAAAAAGAUAAACAAAGCGACCAAGAAAGCGGUGAAGAAGGUGGUGAUAAAAAAGAGAAAGAAACUGUCAAAACUGAGGUAGUAAUUAUUCAAGACCCAUCUAGAGUAGCAAGUGAGAAUGCAAACACCAGUAAAAACAACACCGAGUUCGUUCAUGUUUGCAAGCCAACAGAUGGAGGCGGUGCCACCCCUAAACCAGGUGUUCAAUUCAAGGAGGUGAAGCUUGAGGUUAAGCAACCUGUUAACCCACCAGCGGGUAGCCAGUCGCCGGUGGCUGACAAGAAAGGCUGCAGCGAAAGCGAGGGUAAUCCUGAGAAAAAUGGAAGCGGCGGUAGCAGUGGCAGUGCCAGUGGAGGUAAAAAGAAGAAAAAGAAGGGGCAUAAAGGAAAUAAUAAUAAUAAUAAUAACAAUGGCGAUGAGGGUGAACAUUCUUGUGAUGCACCAGCAGGCAUCGGAUCACCUAGUCAUGGUCAUGGUCCUGGUCAAGGUCAUGGUCAAGGUCCUGCUCCAUAUCCUGCCAAUCACAGCCCUCCACCACACCCUAUGUACCAGUACCCACCACAUUACUAUGCACCUCCUCCUGUAUACACAGUCAGUUACAAUGCAAUGCAGUCCAGUGCAAGCUACGGUGCAUCCGUUUAUCCUCCAUCGUCUUCGUACGUGUAUAUGCAUCCGGGGAUGGCAGCAAGCGAACCUCCACCAUCUGAUUCGGACUCGUAUCCAUCACAACCGUCAGAUUCAUUCGAGAUAUUCAGUGAUGAAAAUCCUAAUGCAUGCUCAAUUAUGUGAAAAUUUGGUAACCAAAGUAUGGCACUGGCAAAAUGGGACUUGUACUACUUGUAUAAGCAAGUCUGGAUGGUACAAUUUUUGUAAUGUAUGUAGAUAUUAUAUGAAUGGUAAGAAAAUUGUAAUAGGCAGGGAAAAUAAAAGAGGCAAUAGGGUUUUGGGUGUUGGGUCUUUUUCCCUUUAGUGGAGUUAUGUGUUUUAGCUUUCCUUUUUCCUUUUUUACUGUAUUAAGGCUGGUUCAGAAAAAAGCUUUGUAAUGCCAUAGCUUAGCUGUUAGCAGGAGGUCCAUCCUUCUUGUCUCUUUUUAAUUUCUCUUAUGUGUAAAGUAUAUCUUGGGAUUUGGGA
Ricinus communis (castor bean) is the source of this 1672-nucleotide messenger RNA. RefSeq names its product heavy metal-associated isoprenylated plant protein 35. The record is from RefSeq and is a predicted model, not a curated record. The transcript has 3 exons. Gene Ontology annotation, molecular function: metal ion binding. The coding region runs from base 176 to 1330 and encodes 384 amino acids. Lineage: Eukaryota; Viridiplantae; Streptophyta; Magnoliopsida; Malpighiales; Euphorbiaceae.